ACACCAAUCACAAACCCGGACUCCACCAGUCCUUCUCUGCUAGAGCAGCAAACCAUCAGCCGCUUCUUGAAUUUCUUCGAUUAAACAGAACUCGACGGUCUCCCUGCCUGGGGCUAAUUGGCUAGUUUCACAUCCAGAUUUGCUGAGAAGAAACUAUCGCACGGCCGGAAGUCGAUUCCAUUCUAUCUCCAGACCGCCACACCCUAGCAAUUUCAUUUCCAUAUGUGAUUUACACAGUAAUGGAUUUUUCCCGGUGCUGUUGACUUACUGCGCGCAGAUGGUCAAAAGCGGGCUGCACGAUAGUCAGCACCACCAUGACAUCGCUAUACUCACCCUGCCCCGCGCAAAAGGAAGCCAGUGGUCCAAAAUCGGUUGCUGGCCGCCGUCGAUAAGAAUGUUGGCCUUCGGCAAGCCGGAUCCGCUCAUUCACCGUCCUUGCUGUCGUGUGCGUCGUCUUGUGCCGACCCCACCCCCUGCGCGUGGAUGGACAAGGCAUAUUUCUCCGCUUCGAUCUUUCAUGUGUGUGUUGACUCGAACCGACGAUCCUUACGCGUGACGGUCUCUCGGGUUCUUGCCGAUGAUACUGUGAUUCUGCUCGUCUUCUAGCACGUCUGAUUCUUUGUAGGAGACGUGCGCGCGCGUGGCCAGGACCGUCCCCAACAUCGCGAAGUCUGGCUUGCCUUCUGUUGCCUAGAUGGCAACAGCUGUUCUUCGUACGUUACCGGGAUUUUCUCUUCUGAUAUAUAUCCAGUCCACAUCCCAGGUCGAGUGCGCCGCGCCUUCCCUGAUUUCCGUCUCGGUUGACUAUAUUCUGGUCUCGAGGUGCGUUUGUAGAUGGCGCACUCGCCACGUAAUUGAAAUAGUUGGGCGGCCGGAGUAUGGAUCGUAUAACCGGCGCCCGAAGAAGACGUGAUGCAUCUUUCGCACCUUUAUCCCGGGUGAAUGUACGCAUGCCUGUC
This is a messenger RNA of Mycena citricolor, 959 nucleotides long. The record is from the annotation of a GenBank genome assembly. Lineage: Eukaryota; Fungi; Basidiomycota; Agaricomycetes; Agaricales; Mycenaceae.